AUGCCUCAAAUGUCUCUUCUGCCCGCCAUGGGUGUUUUCGCCCUGAGUGCGCUCAGCUCCGGUGUCCUAGCUACCAUUGACACCUGCCCCUCCGACAGCCCUCUCAGCUGUCAGACCGACAACGAGGCUUCCUGCUGCUUCGAAUACCCUGGUGGCUCCCUUCUCCAGACCCAAUUCUGGGACACUGACCCUGUCACCGGCCCCAGUGACUCCUGGACCAUCCACGGUCUCUGGCCCGACAACUGCGACGGCACCUACCAAUCGAAUUGCGACGCCUCGCGCGCGUACACCAACAUCACGGAAAUCCUCGAAGCACAGGGCCGCACCGAGCUGCUCGAGUACAUGGACACUUACUGGCAGAGCGACGAUGAAAGCAACGAAGAAUUCUGGGAGCACGAGUGGGCCAAGCACGGAACCUGCAUCAACACCAUCGACCCCAGCUGCUACACCGACUACACCGCUCAAGAGGAGGUCGGCGACUUCUUUGACAAGACCGUCUCGCUCUUCAAGACCCUGGACUCCUACACUGCCCUCGCCGACGCGGGCAUCACCCCCAGCUCGAGCAAGACCUACGAGCUGAGCGACAUCGAGGACGCCCUUGCUGCCAUCCACGACGGCUACGCCCCCUACGUCUACUGCAGCAGCAAGGAACUGUCCCAGCUCUAUUACUACUUCAACGUCGCGGGUAAUGCGAUCGAUGGAACUUAUGUUGCGGCCGAGAGACUGGAGACCAGCAACUGCCCUAGCUCGGGAAUCAAGUAUCUGCCCAAGUCAAGCUAA
Molecule: messenger RNA, 780 nt
Organism: Aspergillus aculeatus ATCC 16872
Lineage: Eukaryota; Fungi; Ascomycota; Eurotiomycetes; Eurotiales; Aspergillaceae
Product: T2 family ribonuclease
Exons: 5
Coding region: 1-780 (259 amino acids)
Biological process (GO): RNA catabolic process
Cellular component (GO): extracellular region
Molecular function (GO): RNA binding; ribonuclease T2 activity
Source: RefSeq, a predicted model, not a curated record